Etheostoma cragini (Arkansas darter) is the source of this 2586-nucleotide messenger RNA. RefSeq names its product docking protein 7 (gene dok7). NCBI's taxonomy places the organism in Eukaryota, Metazoa, Chordata, Actinopteri, Perciformes, Percidae. Gene Ontology annotation, biological process: neuromuscular junction development; positive regulation of protein tyrosine kinase activity. The transcript has 12 exons. The record is from RefSeq and is a predicted model, not a curated record. The coding region runs from base 433 to 2580 and encodes 715 amino acids. Gene Ontology annotation, molecular function: protein kinase binding.
UUCACUCGUUUUACAUGUCUUAAUUGGUAUUACACUCGCGCCACCUUUCCAGAUGAAACUGGCCUUCCACAGACCGAGCUGAAGCUCCACUGAUUCGCAUUAAGGCACCAUGAAUCCCUGUCUAACACCCGGCUCAGAGCCAGCUUCAUGAGUUAAGUGAAAGGUGCGCGAGUUAUGCACUUUUAAUCCAAUUAGCUACAUUGUAAACAAUCACCACUUGACGCCGGAAGACAACUGUACUAACUUGGCAGGACCCCGCGGUGGAGGCUGGUAACUCUCGCCGCCCCGGUGGUCUGAUAUUCGGGGAGAGUGAGUAGUGUGCCGGCGGGGCUUAGACUGUAAAUUCUAUUUUGAAAAGUGACCUCCCCCUCUCUUUGUGGACACACACACACACACACACACACACACACCUGCUCGGAACCAUGUCAGAAGAUGACGGAUACAGUUGUCGCGGAGGGACAAGUCAAGUUCAGAGACGGAAAAAAGUGGAAGACUCGGUGCGUCCUUCUUCGGAAGCCCUCUCCGGUAGCAGACUGUCUGUCUCUGCUGGUAUAUAAGGAGAAGAAGAAAGGGAAGGAGAAGGGCCGUAGCCAGAAGGAGAGGCUCAAUGUAACUCUGGAGGGGAUCUGUGGCGUGGAGCCAGGGCCCGGAUAUGACGGGGUAUCCUACACCUUCUCCAUCCUCUGUCUGACACACACGCUGGUCCUGGGCUUCAACAGCCGAGACGCCCUGCUGGCCUGGGAUGCCCGCGUCCGCUACAGCCUGGGAGAGGUCCACAGGUUCAGCGUAAAUGUUGAGCCAGGUACCAAACUGGAAUGUGGCCCCGCCUCCCUCCACCUCUGCAACAACUUAUUGGUACUUACCAGAGGCGUCCCUCCUGUCGUCAUUGGCCACUGGAAGUUGUCGGCGUUGCGUCGAUAUGGUGCGGUGCCAAAUGGCUUUGUGUUCGAGGGGGGGACUCGCUGCGGCUACUGGGCUGGUGUUUUCUUCUUGUCUUGUUCAGAAGGAGAGCGGAUCAGUUUGCUGUUUGACUGCAUCGUCAGAGGCAUCACCCCCAGCAGGACCCCUCAUGGCCUGCGCCCUGUCCUGCCAGCAGACCCCAAUGCUCACCCAGAGUCAGCAGAGAAACGAAUCAGCCAGGAGGCAUCAGAGCUGGAGAAAAGACUCAGUAUGUUGUCUCAUUGCAGCCUCGCAAGCAGCACAGCUUCCACUUACAGCUGCAGCACAUCUGUUGCGGGGGAUGACCAAAGCAGCAUCUCCAGCUCCUCCUCCAGUCAGUCUGAUGCGAGCUAUGGAAGCAGACUUCCAUUUGGGGUGGAACCGUUCUCUAGAACGCACCUCUCCAAAGAGACGUUGUCAAGCUCCUCCACCCUGAAUGCUUUGACCAGUUCAGAUGACCGGCUUUAUGCUGCUGUGAUGCGUCCAUCUUCUGCCCGGCUCCAUCCUCGGUGUCUCCAUGACAGCGGGCGGCAGAGCUCAUUAGACAGUGGGAUCGGGAUAGUGACAGGCAGUCAGUCGUCAUACUCAGGAAGUGUCUCCUCAUAUACAGGAAGUCUGGAAAUGGCCAGCCAGGGAGGGGAGGGAGAGUUUGGCUCCGUGGCCAGCCUCCCUGCCCUACCUCAUCCUCCUUCCACACCUCCUGCCAUUCAUCCCCCUACUCCUCCUCUUCCUCCUUCUCAGUCCACACUUAACCCAGAGCACAGUUCUGCUACCUCCCCCUGCCCUUGUGCCUCCAGAUCUAGCUCUCGUGCAUCCCCAAUGCACAGUGAGGAGUAUCAAUUUCCCAGCCUGCUCCAAGUGCGGUACGACACCCCCAGGAGUCUGCUCCAGACCCUGUCCCUGAGGGAAGCCUCUGUCCAAGAAAGCCCACCUGAACUGGCCAGGGACAGCAGGGAUGGAGUGGGUAGUCAAGGACAAAGGUUGAGCAGCAGCCCCAAAGCACUCAGGGCUCAGCGUCAGGUUUUGAUGCAGCGCUCCCGCUCCUGGGGCAAUGAGAGGGCGCCCUCUGUGGACAGUGAGGGGAGGUCCACACCUAGACCCCUGCUGGUGCCUGGAGGCUCGGUUUGUGGAGAAAUACAGGGCAGUCAAGCUGUAGACAACUACAUUACACCAGAGCAGUGGCGCUCAGCAAGGAACAGAUGCUCAACUCAGGUUGCCAACUCACCAUCUGGCCUGUCACCUUCUGCAGAUACACUAGAUUGUCCCCUCCGUGUAAGAGAGGAGCAGUAUGGUGAUAAGUUGGCAGGUCUGAAGAGGAUGGUGCCCUUACUGCCUCCCUCUGCCCCCCCACCUCUGCCACUGAGCAUGCAUAGGCCAACAUUAGUCUGUGGUGUGCUCCAGUUUGCUCAUGAAGCUCCUCCGUCAGUAUCCCUGGACACUGGGCUCCAUUGUGACCGCACUGUUAAUUAUGUUAACAUACCCAUCAGCCCCCUGGCAGCUAGAACCAACAGAGAGCUCCUCUACACAGAGCCCGGCUCAGCUCCAGUCGCCAGUCCGUACAGUGCUGGCCGAGGUAACACUUUGCAGCUCUGUAGACCCAGUAAGAACACAAAGCCUCAAGUGGCCAUUUUAGGUCUCUGACUUUUU